Apis florea (little honeybee) is the source of this 1517-nucleotide messenger RNA. Its product is annotated as cyclin-dependent kinase-like 4. Gene Ontology annotation, biological process: protein phosphorylation. NCBI's taxonomy places the organism in Eukaryota, Metazoa, Arthropoda, Insecta, Hymenoptera, Apidae. The record is from RefSeq and is a predicted model, not a curated record. Gene Ontology annotation, cellular component: nucleus. Gene Ontology annotation, molecular function: ATP binding; protein serine/threonine kinase activity.
AGGAUUUCCUUUAACUAUAAAUUCUCUUUUCGUAUCUUUAACGAAAUUGAAGUUCACUACACUCGAAGGAAUAUUAUAUAAUUUUCGUCAUUUUGUUAUUAUGCUAAAAACAAUUCAACCUGGUUCAUAGUCAUUAUUUAAACAUAGACAAUGUAGCAGCUUAAUAUCGAUUGUCAAUAAUCAAGAGUUCAACAACAACGCAAAGUAGUCUUUCAUCAAGUUUAGUAGCGCUCGGUAUGUUCAACGACAAAGGUGUUUCGCCAUCGAAAUCUCAUGAAUGCUAUUCUCGGAUUUUUGUCACGCGCGCCGAGCAAGGCGAUGGAACGAUACGAACGACUAGCACGUCUUGGAGAGGGUAGCUACGGUGUAGUCUUCCAGUGUAGAGAUCGGCAAACUGGAAAAUUGGUAGCUGUAAAAAAGUUCCAACAAACCGAAGAUGAUCCUCUUAUACGCAAAAUUGCGCUACGUGAGAUAAGACUCCUUAAGAAUCUUAAACAUCCAAAUCUGGUCAAUCUUCUGGAGGUCUUCAGGCGGAAACGGAAAUUACACCUAGUCUUUGAAUAUUGCGAGUAUACGUUGUUAAAUGAGAUGGAGAGAUAUCCGAGUGGGUGUCCGGAAAUCACUACAAAACAGCUCACAUGGCAAAUACUGCAGGGCAUCGCAUAUUGCCAUCGAUUGGGUUGCGUUCAUAGAGAUGUAAAGCCGGAAAACAUUUUAAUCACAGGCGAUGGCGUGGUAAAAUUAUGCGAUUUCGGUUUCGCUCGAAUGCUCAGUCCUGGUGAAAAUUACACAGAAUAUGUCGCAACUAGAUGGUAUAGAGCACCUGAACUAUUGGUCGGAGAUACUCAAUACGGUACACCAGUCGAUGUAUGGGCAAUUGGUUGUGUUUUCGCAGAAUUAAUACGUGGAGAAGCACUGUGGCCAGGAAAAUCAGAUGUGGAUCAAUUAUAUUUAAUUCGAAGAACUAUCGGUGACUUAUUACCAAGACAUUUAGCUAUUUUUCAGCAAAAUGAAUUUUUCGCUGGUAUCAUUUUACCAACACCUCAAACUCUUAUUCCUCUCGAAAUUGUUCUACCAAAGAGAGGCAAUACAAUUUUACAACUUGAUUUUCUCAAAAAGUGCUUGGAUAAAGAUCCUGAUGAAAGAUGGUCCUGUGAACAACUUUUACAACAUCUUUAUUUUGAGAAUUUUCACUUCAAAAUGCCUGAAGCAGAAAUGGAGGAAUUUGAAAAACUUAAAAAAAAUCGGGAUAGAUCACAAAAUAGUAAUAGCAAUGAAAUGGUAUUACCACAACUUCCUAAGGCUGGUGUUUCGGUACACAGUCAAAAUGAAAAUCGGCCGAAAAGCUCCUCCAUGAAUUAUCAGCAGAAUUUUGAUCACCUGCCUACUAUUAAAAGGUUUUAAUUAAGCUCCUCUGUGAUUGUAAUAUACUUAUAUGUAUAUAUAUACAUAUAUAUUUAUUUAUCUAUUUAUUUAAACUUUAUAAACUUUCAUUAUAAAUUAAUAAUUGUUAAUAU